AUGCUCCGUCGUUCAUGCGUUUUUGCCGUUCAGCGAACACGGGUGAACCUUGUUUCUCUGGUGUUCAAGCAGCUGGAGGGAUCUAACCCACUGACUGUGAAGGAUAAGCCUGUAAGCUCAUGGUCUGAUGAGUUUAUGAAGCCCCCAGUCUCAAAGGAUAUGGAAGCCAAGUAUGGACAGUAUGCAAAGUACUCCGAUCCCGCUCUCUGCACAGUGGACACCUCUGAGGAAGUUGUGCUGAAUACAUACCCUGAGGGUGCCACUCAAGGCCGCAUUGAGGCCACCGCUGGUGUGGCACUGAAGGAUUACGAUGCCUCUAUGUGGGAUGAGGAUUUCUUCCGCAAGCACAUCUUGAAGCCAAAGCUUCCGGAUGAGUUGGAAGAUCGCGCUCGUGUGACGGAUUACGCAUUGAACUCCGCUCUCUUGGGAUUUGUUAUUCUUAUGGCUCGCUAUGCAGUGCUGCCACUGUGGUAUGUUGGACAGCCGGCCCUGUCAAUGGUUGGGCAAAUGAACGUUGAGGCGGAGGUGGGCCAUCUAGAGGAGCGCGAGUGCAAGACAGUCGUCUGGCGUGGAAAGCCCGUAUUUGUGUACCGACGCAGUGAGCGCCAGAUGAAGGAAAUUGCAGAGACCCCUCUCUCUGCACUUAAGCACCCGGAAACAGAUGAGGUUCGCUUCCCUGAACAACGUGAGAAGGCUGUUGUGAUUGCCAUUUGCACACAUUUGGGAUGUGUGCCUAUUCCAAAUGAGGGUCUCUUUGGUGGAUUCUUCUGUCCAUGCCACGGCAGUCACUACGACGCCUCUGGUCGUAUUCGUCAGGGACCUGCACCACUCAAUCUUGAGGUGCCCCCAUACAAGUGGAUUGAUGAGAACGUAAUCUAUCUAGGAAAGUUGUAA
Trypanosoma theileri is the source of this 894-nucleotide messenger RNA. RefSeq names its product reiske iron-sulfur protein precursor. Gene Ontology annotation, biological process: mitochondrial electron transport, ubiquinol to cytochrome c. Bases 1 to 894 code for a protein of 297 amino acids. The record is from RefSeq and is a predicted model, not a curated record. Lineage: Eukaryota; Euglenozoa; Kinetoplastea; Trypanosomatida; Trypanosomatidae. Gene Ontology annotation, molecular function: 2 iron, 2 sulfur cluster binding; quinol-cytochrome-c reductase activity. The transcript has a single exon. Gene Ontology annotation, cellular component: membrane.